This is a messenger RNA of Oldenlandia corymbosa var. corymbosa, 6171 nucleotides long. The record is from the annotation of a GenBank genome assembly. NCBI's taxonomy places the organism in Eukaryota, Viridiplantae, Streptophyta, Magnoliopsida, Gentianales, Rubiaceae.
CUCUAUUUUAUUGCCUUUAACUCUAUUUUCUUUUCUCUAGGUGAAUUUCUUACAACCGUCCUUCAACUUCUUUCCUUAAUCUACAUUGUCCUGAAAAUCUCAAAUUAGUCCCCUAUUUUUAUUCACUUCACUUCAGUUGAUACGUUUAGUAAUCACCUGUGUAUGGAUAAAUUCGUUUCCAAGAUGCCUUACAAGUUCCCAAGUGAUUUGUAUGUCCCGAUUAAUAAUUUCAGCUAAUUAUGUAAGUGGAAUAGACGUGAGAGAGAAUUACAUUAUGAAAAUUUAAGGAAUCAGCUGAAAAGUUUUUCAACACCAAGGACCAAAGUGAAACAUGACAAAAAUUUUUAUUUUUUUAUUUUUAAAUUAUGCCAUUUCUUUUUCGGGGAGCUUUCAUUGCUGAAAAUCUCAAAUCAUCCAAUCGAUUCUUUCUUAUCUUCUGCCCUUUUAGGCCUCUAUAAAUAUCACCCCAAAUCUACCAUAAUUUUAUAGUAUCACACACAUUCUACACCGAGAGCAAGAGAUUAGUUUAAACCCACGCAAAACACACACACACACAAAACAAAGAGAGAAACCAUGGCAAACUUCCCCAUAAUCAACAUGGAGAAGCUCAAUGGUGAUGGAAGGGCUGCUACCAUGGAAGUCAUCAAAGAUGCUUGUGAGAAUUGGGGCUUCUUUGAGGUGUUGAAUCAUGGCAUAUCUCCAGAGCUAAUGGACACUGUUGAGAAGCUGACAAAAGAGCAUUACAAGAAAUCCAUGGAGCAAAAGUUCAGGGAAAUGGUGGAGAGUAAAGGGUUAGAAGCUGUUCAGAGUGAAAUCAAAGAUCUCGAUUGGGAAAGCACCUUCUUCUUGCGCCACCUCCCUGUUUCCAACAUCUCUGAAGUCCCUGAUCUUGAUGAUCAAUACAGGAAGGUGAUGAAGGAAUUCGCACUGAAACUGGAGAAACUAGCAGAGCUGCUGUUGGACUUGCUGUGUGAGAACCUUGGACUUGAGAAAGGGUAUCUGAAGAAGGCCUUUUAUGGGUCAAAGGGCCCAACUUUUGGGACCAAAGUCGCAAACUACCCACCUUGCCCUCGUCCGGAACAGAUCAAAGGCCUCCGGGAACACACCGACGCCGGCGGCAUCAUCCUGCUCUUCCAGGAUGAUAAGGUCAGUGGGCUUCAGCUCCUCAAAGCUGAUGGUCAAUGGGUUGACGUUCCUCCCAUGCGCCACUCAAUUGUCGUCAACAUUGGUGACCAACUUGAGGUAACACUAAUAAUGUACCUACUAGUAAUACACUAAAAAAAAAACGUGACACAUUUAUUCAUUGUUAUCGUAAUGUUAUUUAAUCUUUUUCGACAUUGAUGAAAAUCGCGACUAAAUAAUGUCAUUGUUGUGUUUUUACGCAGGUGAUAACAAAUGGUAAGUACAAGAGCGUGGUGCACCGGGUGAUUGCUCAAACAGAUGGAAACAGGAUGUCAAUUGCAUCUUUCUACAAUCCAGGAAGUGACGCUGUCAUCUAUCCGGCGCCUGAAUUGGUGGAGAAGGAAGCAAAGGAGAAUGAAAUUUAUCCAAAGUUUGUGUUUGAGGAUUACAUGAAGCUCUAUGCUGCUCUCAAGUUUCAAGCCAAAGAGCCCAGAUUUGAAGCCAUGAAGGCCGUGGAAAGCACCGUGAAUUUGGGUCCAAUUGCAACAGUUUGAGAUUGAUUGGAAAACAAUUUAUUAAUGAUUGGAAUCCAGUGUUGCAUGCAAGUCUCUGUUAAUCCCAUCCUAGUAUAGUAGUAGUAAAUCUCAAUGAACUGAGUUUGUAUAAUUCUAGUACGUUUGGUGUAGUCAUUUUAAGAUCUGGAUUUGGGAUGAGUUGAUAUAAUUAUCUGGUUUGUCAGAUUUGAUUUGCUGGGCUGUGUAUUAUUAGUUGCCAAAAGUAUCCCAAAGAUUUGCUUUCUACUUUGGUCACCUAAUCAAAAUGAGAAUCUACCAAAAUUUGGACUUUCCCCACCCCUUUAGUUACCUUUUACUUUAGUACUAUGUUAAAAAGGGAUGUACCAAUUAACAAUUGCAAAAAGGUGUUUAUGACUAAUGAGACAAGCUUAACACUCCUAAGCAUAUAUUAAAAUGAUGGUAUAAACUUUAUCCAACAUUUACAACUGUUCUGCAACGUGAGCCACUCCCCACUAUAAACCAUUUGCGUGAGUUUUGGUUUUGGUUGGGUGCUGAAAGAGAACUCUUUUCAGUAUCUUUUUUCCAUUUGGAAUGUUGUUUGGUUAUCGUUCUUUGACUUGAAAAUGAUGAUUCUGCGACUUGCUGCCUAGUGUCUUUCAGCCUAACAAACAAAAGGUUAUUUCACGUUCCCACAAAAAUUCCACGUGUUGAUGUAAAGGCACCAAUAAUUCUGAAAAAAAGAACUUCACUAUGAAGAUUUCGAGCUUAGAAUUUCGAUCAAUUCCGAAUCCAAGUUUAACUGUUUAGAAGUCACCAGUAUUUUCAUUGUGAAGCUGGUCUAAGGUCAAUUCAGAGAUUAUGGACCUCAUCCUAUGCUUAUUGCUGACAAGAAUUCUUUUACCUUUAUUCAGGGGACUUCAACUUUCUAAGAGCUGGGAGCAUCUACAUCCAAAAAGAGCUCUUUUAAACCUUUGGAAUCUUGACAGGAGAGGGCAAGGGAAAGGGAAAGGUGAAUCCCCCUUGUAUUGAUAAUGGAUCAGUGUUAAAAUCAAUUCGACCUAAGAUUUUCACCAGUUUGUCUGAUAUAGAAAUCAAAAUGACAACUAAAUACUGCAAGCUUUUCCAUCAAUGAAGUAUGAAAAACACCCAUUCAUUGAAGCCUUAAACUACGUAGGGAAAUCGACAUGUGCCUUAGCUAACUCAGGAUUAACUGUAAUCUGUCUCGGAAAGAAAGAAAUAAAGUUACACUUCCCAGUAUGAACUACGACAAUACAGUUCCGACAAUAGAAAUAAAAUAGAUUUGGAAAGGGCAGAAAUUAGUCCUCUACUAUGAAGGAAAGGUUACGUCAUUCAAAAUUUGUUGGGCACAGGAAUUGCUCAAGAAUAACUACGAAGAUCAAAGAAUUAACAACCAAAAAGAGUAACUUCAGAAGCCCUGAAUAACCACAGACUCCGAGAAACACACAAGCAAUAAUAUAGCAUGCAUUACCAUCAGCUGGAAGCCUGGAACAGCUUCAAAGUAUUAGGAGUACGCUGAAAUCCCCAAGAAAACUAUCCCAUCCUAAUGAGAACAUGAUGAAUAUGAAACACCCCGAGUAUUUUCGACAUUUGAGCAUCCCAAAGCAGAGCUAGUCCUUUAGUCCAGCCAAAUUUGAAGCCAUUAGAGAUAGCACCGACUUGAUACAAAUCAGUCACCUGCAGUCUGUUUGGCCCCAUUUCCUUCAUUACCCUCCCCUUCAUUCAGAUCCUUUACCUGUUUCUCCUCUGGUCUUUCUACGAUGGCUUCUUCAUUGGAGCAAUGAUUCUUCAAGACGGUUGCAAUGUCGGUUUCAGAAGCUCCAGCAAGCUUGAAUCUUUCGACUGCAGUAUCUAAAUUUUUCUUCCAACCAGCCAAUCCUAACUUAAACUCAACUUGAGAGCGCUCGAAAAGCAUAUUACCCCAGAACAGAUGUAUCUGAGAUCUCAUAACAGCGGCUUGUUCUGCUGCCUCUUCAGCAGUAAGUUCCCCAUGACUACCACUAGCCGAUGAGCCUUCAUUUUCUCCUCCAACCUUUUUCCGCCUUCUCAAUAAUUCUUCCUUCUUGCUUGCUGCAUUCGGAUCUUUUAAGUCAUUUGCUCUUUGCUCCUCCAGCUUCUCCCACAUUACGGUUGCUGCUUUCAUUUUUUCUUCUGCACUGUCAAAAAGUUGCAGUGUCUCAGUGGAAUCCCAUUUGGACAGGUCUUCUUUCUUAGCCAAAACAAAAGACCAAUGGAGUUUUGCCAUUUCAAAUUGCUGCUGCCCUAGUGCCAAUAGGCCCUCAUAAAAGUCCGGUUUAAUGGAGAGAGCCUCUUCGUACUUCUGUCUGGCCAGAGAAUACUUUUCCCUAACCCAAUCAUAAGCGGUUUGAAGUUGUGUAGCCAUGAACUCUUUCGAAGCUGAGUCAUCUAUGGGAAUCCUUUUUCUUGCUGCACACAUAUGAACAUUUCCCCAGUUAAAGAAAGCAAGAGCAGCCACCUCCUGGAACUUGAGAGCUGCCUUAUCAAAAAGGGUUUGAGCUUCUUCACUUGUCACCGUUUCCUCAAGAGCUUCUGAACAAAGCUCCAUUCCCAGCUCGUGAAGAUCAAUAUGAGCAUCUGGAUCAAUUCCAACAUGCGUGCGGAACAACUGCGCAAACUCAAACAACCAAUCGUCCAUCUCUACUUCCUUGCACUCAGGAUCCUCUGAAGUUCCAGCUUUCUCUUUUGGUUCUUCCUUUUCAUUCUUGUUAUCAACUUCAUUAUCCACAGCUUCAACUACAGACUCACCUAAUGAAGAAUCAGAUGCAUUCUCGUCACCUUUUAUCUCCUCGGUUUCAGGAGGUUUCUCCUCUUCCUCAUCUAACAAUGCUGGCUCUUGUUCGGGACUCACCUCAACAAUAUGCAACCUUAACAUCCCAACUGCUUGCUUAUUAUCAUCAUCGGGGUCUUUUGAACAAAGAUUAUUAUCAACUAAUGACUCUGCCAAACGGAGCUCUGCUGUGCUAGUUAUUGUUACUAAAUCAUCGUCAUUAUCUUUGUACUUAAUCAGGACAUAUUUGGACAUUGGGAACCGUUUUCCGACAAUAUCCCUCAACACUUUAAAAUUGCAACUCACCGGCAUUUGAGCUAGUCUAAUAUCAUGAUCGUAAACAAGCUUCAGCUGUCUCCAUUGAGUGGUAACUGCUGCGGAUUUUUCAUGUUGCAGAACAGGUAUCGAUGUUGAUGAUAGGGGAUCCUUCAUGCUAUCUUUAGCUGAAUUGGCACCCAGUUUUGCAGCACCAUGGGAAGGCUUCAAAACAACUUUUGGCAGCUGUGAUUUUGCCUCUGCACCAUUCUCAGUAAGCAAAACUGAAUUAGCCUUGUCUAGUUUAUGGUUUGCUGUUACAGUAGUAGGCCCCACAGCUGGAGGUGCCGCCUUCUUGUUUACAGGCCGAGCGGGCAAGCAAGGUCCAAGACCACCAAUUGGAGCCCCCCGGACAGCAGAGGCACCAAGAGCAGCAGGCGACGGGCGACUCUGGAGAUCCUGUUGGGCUUCCUGACGAGGACCAAUGGUGGCCAUCCUCAAUCUCCCAGCAAUCUCCAAAGCAUCUUUGUGAUUAGGAUCAGCACUUAACAAUACUUGCACAUCCUUCAUUGCCAUAUCAUACUUCCCCGUUGCCUCAAGCGCACGGGCCCUUCGCAAAAGAGCCCGCACAAAUCCAGGCUGAACUUCAAGUGCCAGGGAACACUCUGAAAUUACAGUAUCAUAAUCUAUUGGCUUCAUUUGCAUUAAACAGGCCGCCCUGUUACUAUGAAAAACUGCUCUUUCGGGAUGUGUUUUUGGAAUUAGUUUAAGGGCAGAGUCAUAUUGCUGGAGAGCCCCUGCAUAAUCCUUAGCCUGAAACCUCUUAUUUCCCUCUUCUUUAAGUUCAUGGGCUCUUCUCAAGAAAAUUGAAGAGUCCAAAUCCACACCACCAUUAGCAACAGGUGGAUGGUUAUUAUUACUAUUCUGCCCAGUAGAACCUUGAUUUUGGUUUUGGCUAGAUGAACCCUUCUUUUUCCUACUCCCAGAUUUCCCCAUAUACCUUCUCUCAACAACCUCUCCCUCUCUCCUAAAUACUCAAACUUUAACCAAAAAAUUUAAUCUCGGAAUUCAGAAAAAUAACCAAAUUCGUGUAUGAAUUGAAGUUAAUUUCGUACAAGUGAAGGGGAAUAAAAUUACCAAGACACGAACCAGAGAUUGAGACUUACGAAAAAAUAUAGCUCAAGCCAAAUGAAACCUCAAAGUCCCCUCGACCAAAUUGGAGCAAUCCAGAUGCUGAAACGAAGAAAUGGUGAAUUAAGGGAAAUGGGUUUUGGAUGAAAUGCAAUAAAAUUGAGCAGGGAGAGAAUGAUAAAAACGAGGGGUUUUGGAGAGCUUGAAAACCCUAAAUUGGGAAAGGAUUUGAGAUGAGAGCUGAGAGCUCUGAUUAUUUUUUACACUGAAUAUCCGAUGUGGAACCCACCUUUUAGGCCAUAAUUAACAUGCUCGUGUGGGAAUUACGUGGCAAUUUAGAAG